Molecule: messenger RNA, 241 nt
Organism: Hymenoscyphus albidus
Lineage: Eukaryota; Fungi; Ascomycota; Leotiomycetes; Helotiales; Helotiaceae
Source: the annotation of a GenBank genome assembly
AUGGCCAGCAAUCCUAAAAGAAAAAGCGAGAGGUUGAGCAGACGAAAAGAAACCUUGAUUAAAAAAGCAUACGAGAUGGCAUUCUUCUGCGACGUUGACGUAGCACUAGUCUUACGUAUUCGUAAAACAGGCAAGCUUAUCACGUACAACUCCGACGAUCUUGAGUCGUGGCCACCUUCAAAGGAGCAAAUCGUAAGUGUAUAAUUAUCUAUUAUAGUUGCAUAUACUAAAAGAUUGCUAG